AUGCCCCCCGUCUACCCACUUCACGAAGCCACUUCUCGUGCCGAAUCGGAUGCGAUUGUCGAUCUAGCCUGGAUUGCCUGGCACGAUCCUUACUUACCAUCUUUCCAAAUUUUCCAUCCAGUACAUGGUCCUACAGCACGGGAUCACGAGGCAGCGAUCUUGGCUGAUAAGGAGAGAGCAUGGAAUACUCAUUUGGCAUACAAGGAGGGUGUCAGCCAUUGGAUCUAUGUGGUCGACCAGAGUAAUGGUGCAGUUAUCGGUGCCUGUCAGUGGCUCAUAUUUGCAGACACGCCAUGGCCCAACGAGCUCCCCAAGAUAGUUGCAACUUGGUGGCCGGAAGGAGAAGGUAGGAAUUUUGCAACCGAGUUUGUGAGACAGUGUUAUACACCUCGGCAACAAUGGAUGAAUAGACCUCAUAUAGCUCUGAAUCAAACUUCAGUACAUCCGAAGUAUAGAGGAAAAGGUAUUGGCACACUUCUGAUGGACUGGGGCACCAACAUGGCAGAUAAGUUAGGGUUGGAAGGAUUCAUCGAGGCGUCAGAUAGUGGUCGUGGUCUUUAUGAAAAACACGGAUUCCGAACUCUCAUGAAAUUGUCAAUAAGUCUUGAAAAGAAAAAUGCAAGCGGAGAAUGGAAAAGAUUGCUGCAUGACUUAAGUCGGGGGGUGUUUGAAGAAGGGAAGCCACAGACACCCUGGCAGGUAGAUCAGAUGUUGGCAAAGGAGGGUAGAAGUGAAGUCAAAAUGCCCGUGAUGAAGCUUUGCCCGUAG
This is a messenger RNA of Botrytis fragariae, 768 nucleotides long. Its product is annotated as putative gnat family acetyltransferase protein. NCBI's taxonomy places the organism in Eukaryota, Fungi, Ascomycota, Leotiomycetes, Helotiales, Sclerotiniaceae. Gene Ontology annotation, molecular function: acyltransferase activity, transferring groups other than amino-acyl groups. The record is from RefSeq and is a predicted model, not a curated record. The coding region runs from base 1 to 768 and encodes 255 amino acids. The transcript has 5 exons.